Lichtheimia ornata is the source of this 1998-nucleotide messenger RNA. RefSeq lists its product as uncharacterized. The transcript has 7 exons. Bases 1 to 1998 code for a protein of 665 amino acids. The record is from RefSeq and is a predicted model, not a curated record. NCBI's taxonomy places the organism in Eukaryota, Fungi, Mucoromycota, Mucoromycetes, Mucorales, Lichtheimiaceae. Gene Ontology annotation, molecular function: metal ion binding.
AUGUUCUUUGAAACAACCUAUGUCCCAUCGCCUCAGCUAUCAGCCACGAGCACCGUUGAAGAAGAUGAAUUGAACCCUCCACCACUUUCACCUUCCGUUGGACCCGCUCAAGGCGACUCGUCUUGUGACGAAGGCAUGUCCGAUAGUCCCGUUGACCAUGUCAUUUUUGGGAUCGGCCAACAAACGGAAGAGUAUGGUCAUUUCUACGAGCAUAUUGACAAUUUACGAGAGACGACACGCCAAGUAUUACAAGCCAAGGUCCCUGAUCAUGCAGUGCGAAUUGAAUUGAUACCGAUCGAAUGGCACCGGCACAUUCACGAGCAAACGGAUCCUACCAUGGGCCGCAUCACUUUGAAAUCCAUACCAACCAUUCGACUCAUUGAAAACGAUUAUCUUGCCGACAUCUUGUUUUAUUUCUCCAAAGAACGGGGUCAAAGCAUCAUUGAUCAUGUCACCCAUUUAUUCAACACAUCCUAUCACAACUUUUUGGAGAAGCAUCCUGAUUUCGCGGGUAAAAUUGCGAUCAUUGGCUAUUCUUUGGGUGGUAUUAUCACCUAUGACAUCCUCUCGCAUCAACGUGAACCUUCCUCCCCUCAAGAAGAAGCUGAGUAUCGCAAGAUUGACGUCAAGUUUCCCAAAUUGGACUUUAAGCCCAAUUACUUUUUCGGCUUUGGAUCACCCCUUGGUGCCAUGCUUACCAUCAGAGGCCAAUCACCAAAGUAUUAUCACAUCGAUGAGGAUAUUGUCUUUGAAAAUGUCUUCCAUCCAUUUGAUCCAUUGGCAUAUCGAUUUGAGCCAUUGUUGGAGGAUUCAUAUACAGAGGAACCUGCCGUACUUGUGGAUCGCUCGGUGCCAAUAGGACCCACAUUUUCAUUCCCAUCCAUUCCAUCUUUACCUGGUGCUAGCAUUUUUUCAUUCUUUUCAUGGCGAGGAUGGUCUCAGCAACAGCAAGAACGACGUGAACAAGGAUUACCAGAGGAGAACUUGCAAGAUACAGCGGAGGGGAUCCAACGUGGUGAACCUAUGCUUGCUGAAAGUAGACAACAACAACCACAGCAACAAUCAGACUUGGAUACCAACAACACCAGUGAUCAAGCUCAACAGCAACAACAAGAAGAGACCAAUCGUUUCAUAUCAUCCGUCAAUGCCAUGUUUCAAUAUUUCUCUUCCUCUCCAUCAAACAAGACCUUGAAUGGAGAUGAUGAAGAACGUAUUCCUAGCAAUGAACCAGGCAUCAUUACGUGGGACCCGCUCAAAGACCAAAUUAGGAAUAUACCACCAUCAUCACUUGAAGAUCAUCAUCAUCUUCACCACUCGCAGCAACCGCAGUUAGCCAGCAAUGAGUAUGAUGACCGAUCCAAAUCAGCAGAUCAGCUCAACGCAGCAGCUAAAAAACAGCGCCCAGUAAUGAGAACUCGAUCCAUGACAUUCGAUCAAGCGUAUCCCAAGAUCCAUAACAAGCGUUACAUGGAUAAGCACAUGGAGACGGCUGAUAAUAAUGUGGCGGCGGUGCCUGAUAAGAAGGCUAAGCAUUUGGUGGAAGUCUUGGGCAUUGAUGGCGUACGAAUGGAAUCAUUUGAACGGGCAAAACAAAACUUUCGACCCGCUAGCACUGAAACAACACCUGAUAUUGUCAUUGAUGAUCCACAGAAGAAGCCGUCAACGGAUAAUGAAGAUAAUGGAGAGCAACAACAACAAACAUCAUCAUCAUCCAAUAUGGAAGAAGGGGAGGAAGGAGAAGAAGAAUCACAAUCUCAACGGCAAGAACAAGACCAGCCGCCGCCACAUGCCAAAUUACCAGGUGGACGACGCAUCGAUCAUGUAUUACAACCAGAAAGCUUUAUGAGCAUGAUUGCCAAUGAAUACUUGGUGGGAUUGAGAGCUCAUUUUUCAUAUUGGACAAACAAGGAUUUGUUAUGGCACAUUGUUCGACGUCUUGAAGAUUUACAAGAAGCUACGGCAGAUACAAGUAGCAGCAAAGAACAAAAGUCUGUAUAG